Messenger RNA from Dermacentor albipictus, 3187 nucleotides. RefSeq names its product copine-8-like. The record is from RefSeq and is a predicted model, not a curated record. Gene Ontology annotation, molecular function: calcium-dependent phospholipid binding. Gene Ontology annotation, cellular component: plasma membrane. Gene Ontology annotation, biological process: cellular response to calcium ion. Lineage: Eukaryota; Metazoa; Arthropoda; Arachnida; Ixodida; Ixodidae.
CCGCAUGCAUGAUGACGAGUGCGAUGGUCUUUUCAAUCGAUCGGUUUGUUCCAUAGGGUUUGUUCGUUAGUUUCGCUUUUAGCUGUUCGAUGCUGAACGGCUCUUGUGUUCUCGUCGUUUGUGCUGAAGUGAAAACGUGCUGACGGUCCACUGAGUGCAAGCUUGGAAGAGCGGCUUUAUUAGGGUGGCUCCAAAAGCGGCGCUUCAAAUGGCGGAGCCAUUCACUCCGGCAGUUGCCUGCGCGCCCGUAGUAAAAGUCGAAAUCAGCGUGUCCUGUAGGCAACUCAAGUUGAAGGAUGUUUUUUCCAAGUCAGACCCUAUGUGUGUUUUGUUUAUGCGGACUUGCAACACUGACCAAUGGUGGGAGGUGGGGCGCACAGAAAUGAUACGUGACUGUCUUGACCCUGACUUUGUGACAAAGUUCAUAGUGGACUAUUACUUUGAGGAGCGUCAACAGCUUAUGUUUAAAGUGUAUGAUGUUGACAGCAAGAGCGUAAACCUUCAAAGUCAUGAUUUCCUUGGCCAAGUUAACUGCACGCUGGGAGAAGUCAUUGCCUACCAAGGCACCCAAGUCAAGCUCCAGAUGUCGGGACUCCCAGGCAACUGUGGAACCAUCUUAUUGACCGUUGAGGAAGUACUUGACUGUAAGCGAGUGAUCGACAUGCAGUGGCAGGGAAAGAAGCUGGACAAGAAGGACUGGUUCGGCAAGUCGGACCCUUUUCUGGAGUUCUACCGUGUCAGCGAAGACAACAGUUACACAGCCGUGUUCCGUACUGAGGUAGUGAAAAGGCAACUGAACCCAACAUGGCGUCCAUUUACCAUUCAGAUGCAACAGCUGAGCGGUGGUGAUCAGGAUCGCACCAUACGGGUGGCCUGCUAUGACUGGGAUUUAGGUGGAGGCCACGACCUCAUCGGGGAGUUUCACACCAACGUGCGCACCCUAUCUGAGGGGCCAGGCCAAACAAACAAUUACGAGCUCAUCAACAAGAGCAAGCAGGCCAGAAAAAAAAGCUACAAGAACUCAGGUUUGGUGAAGCUCGUGUCCUUUUUGAUCAGAGAACAGGCCACAUUCCUCGAUUACAUUCGUGGUGGAAUGCAGAUGCACUUCACGGUAGCCGUGGACUUUACGGCCUCCAAUGGGGACCCUCGAGACCCUACGUCCCUACACUUCCUGGAUCCAGUGCGACCCAAUGCAUACGCUAUGGCCAUUCGGGCGGUGGGAGAGGUGAUCCAGGACUACGACUCGGACAAGAUGUUUCCUGCUCUGGGCUUCGGAGCACGCCUGCCACCUGAUGGGCGUGUUUCACAUGAGUUCUUCCUGAAUGGCAGCUCCACAGACCCAUACUGUGCGGGCAUACAAGGUGUUCUGGAAGCCUACCAGAGGACCCUCCAGUCUGUUCAGCUGUACGGUCCCACCAAUUUUGCACCGAUUGUCAACCACGUGGCAAAGUUUGCAAGAAGUUACUGUGAUGGCCGAAGCUACUUUGUGCUGCUCAUCAUCACAGACGGUGUCAUCAGCGAUAUGCCACGAACUAGGGAGGCCAUUGUACAGGCUUCCUCCCUGCCCAUGUCAAUCAUCAUCAUAGGUGUGGGCAAUGCCGAUUUCUCAGCCAUGGAAGCCCUUGAUGGAGAUGCCGUGCAGCUUAGCUCAGGUUUCCAGCAAGCUGAACGAGACAUUGUCCAAUUUGUGCCCUUGAACAAGUGCCUUCAAGGUGGUGGCACCUGGCAGAGCAACCAGAUGCAGCUUGCCAAGGAGGUGCUGGCCGAGGUCCCUGGACAGGUCACUUCUUACAUGUACAAGCACAACAUCAAGCCUGGACUGGGCCAGGAGACCGUAGCCCCCCCUGUAACUUAAAUAUAUGGGUAUAUUCAGACUGUGAAACCAAAAAAAAGAAAUUAAUGCUGCCCUUUAAUUUUUAAACAGGAACUGAACCUGGACCAGGAGACUAGCAUACUUGCUGCCAUUUGAGAGAUGAACCUGCUCUAUAAUGUGAAAAAAAAAAAUAAUUCCAAGGCAUUUUUGUGGUUGGCUUGACAAUGUUUUAAACAAAACAAACAACAUGUUUUGGCACAUAGAAAAGCUGUGAGUGAAGCCACAUCAGUUGUAAAAGAUUUAAAAAGACUCUAACCAGAUGUUUCAGGGGGUUUAUGCUAUUAUGAUGUUUUCACUUGGAGGAUACAAACUUCAGGAUGUAUCAGCUGAGCACAUUACAGAGAAGUUUGGGAUGUGUAAAACUAACUCUGGAGGCAUAAAAUUGCCAACCUCAGUGUUUUGCAUGUUGUGAGUAUGUGUUCUUGCUUACUCUGCUGUGUAUGGUUAAGGCAGAAGGCUCUGGCAUCAGUAUUAAGCUACCAUAUUCACCUCUGUGUACCUCAAACCCUUUAUUAAAGUGAAAAGUUGGAAAGUGAUGGGUAAAACCUACAUGUAUAUACAUUUGGGUUUGGGUAAGCUUUCCAAAUCUGUACUUUUUAAUGUUAACUAAAACUUUUCUGAGCACUUUGACUUGUAUAAUGACCAUACUCAUGCAGUGGCCACACCUGCCAGCUUUCUGGAAAAUACCCCCUCCAAGAUGUCUUUGGACUCUACCCAGUUUCAAGCUGCACCCUCUGACAUCACGAUAUGAGAAAUGCCAUGUUUCUGUGUAUCAAGUGACAAACCCAGCUCAUCUGUAAUGAUGUGCAGCAAAUGUUGUGUGGCCAUUGCUGCAUUUUGUUUGUGUUGGUGUUAUACUUACCCAGGACUCUGUGCGACCCUGUGGUAGCUUCCAUUUUCUGAAAACAGGUUAACUCAAACCCCCAUAUUUUUAAGCAAUCCUCCACUCAACUGAGUGGAGCACAGCGUCACCCCAUUGACUGAAAAAGAUGCUGCACUUCUCAGGGAUGCCUGUGGAGCACCACUGAAAAGCAGCUGUCCAGGGAUGGCACUGCCAUCAACUUCCUCGAGUAAAGGUGGAGGGCUGAGCGGAGUAACAUUCUAAAAUAUGGGGGGUCCCAGACUGUGCCCAUCAAUACACCACUACCUGCAAAGAGUGGGGCUACGCCCAAACUGCCCACCUGACUACCGCAUAUAUAUCUAUGGUAAGGUUCUCUCGUUACAAAAUUGUUAGCCGGUGAAAAAAGAACAUAUUUUUGUUAAGCUCAUAGUUGUAUGCUAUGGCUUAUCAUGCAGUUUUAUCAUCAUCAUCAU